This is a messenger RNA of Phragmites australis (common reed), 1099 nucleotides long. RefSeq lists its product as uncharacterized. Bases 152 to 838 code for a protein of 228 amino acids. The transcript is spliced from 3 exons. The record is from RefSeq and is a predicted model, not a curated record. Lineage: Eukaryota; Viridiplantae; Streptophyta; Magnoliopsida; Poales; Poaceae.
CGUCCGUGUCUCUCUCGAUCUCUCUCACACGUAGCCAUAUCACACAGCACACAGUGCUCCACUUCUCUUUGCACCAACACGCCACCUCGAGCAGUGAGUGGGAGUGCAUUGCAUUGCGCAGCUAGCCAGCUGGGGAGAGCAGAGCUGGUAGAUGGCGAGCAGCGCGGGGCAGCACUUCCUGAGGCAGCUGAGCGCGAGCAACAACGGAGGCUGCGUGCUGCAGCAGGGGCAGGAGGAGUAUGGCUGCAGCGACGCCGGCGGGAGGAGGAGGGGCUCCCGGCGGUGGUCCAAGAAGAGGGCGGCUGCGAGGGGCUACGGCGCCGGCAAUGGCUGCAGGAGUAAGCCGGGGGACGGCGCCGCAGCGGCAAGGAAGCGGGUGAUGGUGGUGGUGGACGAGAGCUCGGGCGCCAAGCACGCCAUGAUGUGGGCACUCACCCACGUUGCCAACAAGGGGGACUUCCUCACGCUGCUCCACGUCCUGCCGAACUGCGGCGGUAGAGGGGAGGAGGCCUCCUCCCUCGCCAACUCGCUCGGCACGCUCUGCAAGGCCUGUAGGCCUGAGGUGGAGGUUGAAGCGCUUGUGAUCCAAGGGCCCAAGCUGGCCACCGUCCUCAGCCAAGUGAAGAAGCUGGAGGCCUCCGUGCUGGUGCUCAGCCAGUGCAGGCCCUCUCCUUUCUGCUGGUUAAGCUGCUUCCUGCGGAGCAGCAGCGAGGAGUUCGUGGAGCAAUGCAUCAACCAUGCAGAAUGCCUGACGCUGGCCGUGAGGAAGCAGAGCAAAGGCGUCGGUGGGUACCUCGUCAGCACCCGGUGGCAGAAGAACUUCUGGCUCCUGGCUUGACAACCAUAUAGCCCAGUUACUACUUGAUCAUAUUUUACUCCCAUAUAUCUGCCAUUGCGUUUAACCGAGUGCAUCAUGAAAUCCUCUCCUCCCUCCCUGCCAUGUCGUGUAUGCUUCUGUGGAUCAUCCUACUUUCUUCUGUUGUAAAGCCGAAAGAGCCUUUAGAUCUGACCCUCCUACAAGCCUACAUCUUCUCUGCAGUGUUUGUAAUCUGUAAUGUACUAUCGUGUAAUGUUGCAUAAAUGACCAUUUCUGCUGUGA